AUGGGCGCGGCCCGUGGUAUUGAUGAGGUUUUGAUCUCUGCAUACUUCGCAAGUUGGGGAAGCGGUCUUCAUAUCGACAAGAACAGCUAUAACUCAUGGGUGAUGCCAACAUCCCUUCACCUCAUCUUUGCCGGUCUCAUCCUCAUUCUCUCCUUCCUCAAUUAUGAAUCUCCCCGCUUUCUUGUCAAAAAAGGGAACCGAGAGCACGCAAUUGCUAACCUCUCUCGAGUCCGAAGGUUGCCUGCCGACGACGAACUCGUGGUGUUCGAGAUUAAUGAUAUCGAGCGUCAGCCUGCUGAGGAACAGGAAGCCACUAGGGGCCAAGGAUUCUAUGGUUAUUGGCGGGAGAUGUUUUGCAUGCCGAACAAUUUCCAUCGCAUCUACCUCGGUCUUCGAACGCAACUUCUCGGUCAGUGGUCGGGGGCUCAGAGUAUCACAAUUUACGCUCCGGACAUGUUUGCCUUGCUGGGAACCACGGGAGAAAAGUGA
Molecule: messenger RNA, 489 nt
Organism: Rhinocladiella mackenziei CBS 650.93
Lineage: Eukaryota; Fungi; Ascomycota; Eurotiomycetes; Chaetothyriales; Herpotrichiellaceae
Exons: 2
Coding region: 1-489 (162 amino acids)
Biological process (GO): transmembrane transport; carbohydrate transport
Cellular component (GO): membrane
Molecular function (GO): carbohydrate:proton symporter activity
Source: RefSeq, a predicted model, not a curated record